UCUCUCCGCUAUGCAUCUGUCCACCUUUUACCGUGUUGUGCCGUUCAUCUCCUCUCUGCUCGAGGAAAAAGCCCAAAACCCGGUCCUAUAUCGUAGUGGACCAGAAUCUGAGGCUAGCUCGGAGCUAAAAGAAGCUGAAGACAUGGCCACCGCAACAAAGCUGGUGUCGUUAGCUCUUUUCUGGGUCCUGAUUCUGUUCGGAACCCUAGCUAUCAUCCAGAAUAGAUUAAGCGAUGCCGGUGUCUUAUCUGAGGAAAGUGUUAUUAGAAGUCAGCCCCAGGAGAAAAACAAGUUGGAGGAGGAUCUGGAGGAAGUGACCAACAAAGUGUUCUUCGAUAUUAAAAUUGGUGGAAAAGAUAUGGGUCGCAUAGUCAUAGGCCUAUUUGGUAAUACAGUUCCUAAAACUGCAGAAAACUUUCGAGCUCUUUGCACGGGGGAGAAAGGAAUGGGAAAGAGCAGGAAGCCUCUCCAUUACAAAGGGAGCACAUUCCAUAGAAUAAUUCCCAGCUUUAUGAUCCAGGGGGGUGAUUUUACUCUUGGCGAUGGGCGAGGUGGAGAGUCAAUCUAUGGUGCAAAGUUUGCCGAUGAGAACUUUAAACUAAAGCACACUGGGCCAGGAAACCUGUCGAUGGCAAAUGCUGGGCCAGACACCAAUGGAUCACAAUUUUUUAUUACCACUGUCAAAACUGGAUGGUUGGAUGGGCACCAUGUUGUAUUUGGCAAGGUGCUUUCUGGGAUGGAUGUUGUCUACAAGAUUGAAGCAGAAGGAAGCGGGAGCGGCGCGCCUAAUCGCAAGGUUGUCAUUUCAGACAGCGGUGAACUUACUAUGUGACUGACUGCCCUGCAUAUCUUAUGCUUAGUGAGAAGGGAACUCUCAUUUUCCAAAACGCAUUAUAUUCAAGUUUCUGCAGUACCCCACCCCCAACCUUCAGCUGCAAACAAUACCAAAACUUUCUUGUAUAAUGUCCAUUUAAUAGGAAUUGAUUCUUUAAAAAUAGAGAUGAAUUAUAUUAUGGUAAAA
This is a messenger RNA of Corylus avellana, 1021 nucleotides long. Its product is annotated as peptidyl-prolyl cis-trans isomerase CYP19-4. Gene Ontology annotation, biological process: protein folding; protein peptidyl-prolyl isomerization. Lineage: Eukaryota; Viridiplantae; Streptophyta; Magnoliopsida; Fagales; Betulaceae. Gene Ontology annotation, molecular function: peptidyl-prolyl cis-trans isomerase activity; cyclosporin A binding. Gene Ontology annotation, cellular component: cytoplasm; intracellular membrane-bounded organelle. The record is from RefSeq and is a predicted model, not a curated record.